This is a messenger RNA of Drepanopeziza brunnea f. sp. 'multigermtubi' MB_m1, 576 nucleotides long. RefSeq lists its product as uncharacterized. The record is from RefSeq and is a predicted model, not a curated record. Gene Ontology annotation, cellular component: cis-Golgi network membrane; TRAPP complex; cytosol. Lineage: Eukaryota; Fungi; Ascomycota; Leotiomycetes; Helotiales; Drepanopezizaceae. Gene Ontology annotation, biological process: intra-Golgi vesicle-mediated transport; endoplasmic reticulum to Golgi vesicle-mediated transport.
AUGUCUUCCAAAGCUGCACGGAUAGGAGAAGAAGUAUGGAAGAGUCGAGUAGACAAAGUCAACGCUGAGCUCGUUACCCUCACAUACGGGACCAUCGUCGCGCAACUAUGCAAAGACUACGAGAGUGACUACGUGGAGGUCAAUAAGCAGCUCGACAAGAUGGGUUACAAUAUCGGGCUGCGAUUGAUCGAGGACUAUCUCGCGAAGUCGAAUACCAUGAGGCGGUGCUCGAAUUUCAAGGAAACGGCGGAGAUGAUUUCAAAGGUUGGAUUCAAGAUUUUCCUGAACAUUACACCAACGGUCACGAACUGGACGAGCGACAACAAACAGUUCUCUCUCUUAUUCGAGGAGAACCCCCUAGCAGACUUCGUGGAAUUACCAGAUGACGGACGGGCUCAAGGCGAGUUGUGGUAUUGCAAUAUCUUCUGCGGGAUAUUGAGGGGAGCGCUGGAGAUGGUGCAGAUGCAGGUCGAAGCGCACUUCAUCAGUGACGUGUUGAGGGGCAACGAUUCGACGGAGAUGAGGAUAUCGUUGAUACGAUACAUUGACGACGAGAUGCCUGUGGAUGAUGAAUAG